AACGCUUAGGAAAUUGUUUAUCUUAAGAAGUGUUAAUAUAUUAUUAUUAUUGUUAUUAAACUGAUAUAUAGUUCUAAACUUUGAUUUUAACAAUGGCGGAUGCAGACGAUACUUCCAAUACUGAAAAAGACAAUUCAAAAAUAUGCAUUUUAUUAAAUGCAACUGGAAAUGUUCCAAUCAUUAAAAAGAGAAAAUGGACUGUUGAUCCAAAUAAAACUGUGAGUUGGAUACAGAAAUUUAUACAUCAAUAUUUAAAACUAGAUGCCUCUGAACAAAUUUUUCUCUACGUCAAUCAAACAUUCGCUCCAGCUCCAGACCAAAUCGUUAAAAAUCUAUACGAAUGCCAUGGCACAAAUGGAAAAUUGGUAUUGUACUAUUGUAAAAACCAAGCGUGGGGAUAAAUCAAUAAAAAGCUAAAAUCAUUUAUAUUAAAUUACUUGUUUUUGUUUUGUUUAUUUGCAGCUUAUUACAUUAAAGAUCUUUUUUGAACUA
Molecule: messenger RNA, 492 nt
Organism: Teleopsis dalmanni
Lineage: Eukaryota; Metazoa; Arthropoda; Insecta; Diptera; Diopsidae
Gene: Atg12
Product: autophagy protein 12-like
Exons: 3
Coding region: 93-401 (102 amino acids)
Biological process (GO): autophagosome assembly; autophagy of mitochondrion; C-terminal protein lipidation
Cellular component (GO): cytoplasm; phagophore assembly site membrane; Atg12-Atg5-Atg16 complex
Source: RefSeq, a predicted model, not a curated record